Messenger RNA from Bufo gargarizans (Asiatic toad), 1143 nucleotides. Its product is annotated as olfactory receptor 1468-like. Bases 1 to 1143 code for a protein of 380 amino acids. Gene Ontology annotation, molecular function: G protein-coupled receptor activity; olfactory receptor activity. Gene Ontology annotation, biological process: G protein-coupled receptor signaling pathway. Gene Ontology annotation, cellular component: membrane. The record is from RefSeq and is a predicted model, not a curated record. Lineage: Eukaryota; Metazoa; Chordata; Amphibia; Anura; Bufonidae. The transcript has 4 exons.
AUGAAAAGUAUUUCCAAGGAGACAUCUGCUACAAAUCUGACUGUGGUCACAGAGUUUCUCCUUUUAGGAUUUCAAAGCAGUCAACUUUUGAGAAAUCUUCUAUUUCUUCUGUUUCUUGUUGUUUUUGUUGCCACAAUAUGUGGAAACCUCCUGAUCAUCAUCCUGGUGUCCACCAGCAAGAACCUCCACACCCCAAUGUACUUCUUCAUCUCACAACUGUCCAUCAGUGACAUCAUAUUAUCCACAAAUAUUGUCCCCAACCUGCUCCACAUCCUACUGAAUAAUGGAGGAACCAUCAGUUUUAUUGGUUGUAUGACUCAGUUUUAUUUUUUUGUUGGCACAGAUGAAUUUGAAUGUCUUCUUCUCGCUGUGAUGUCUUAUGACAGAUAUGUGGCCAUCUGUAAUCCCCUCCGUUACUCCUCCGUCAUGACAAAUAUAUUUUGUGUUACUUCAAUCAUUAGUAGUUGGUUGAUAGGCAAUUUUUGUUCAUUCAUUAUUACGAUAACAUCAUCAAAACUAAAUUUCUGUGGGUCAAAUAUCAUCGACCAUUUAUUCUGUGACCUUGUCCCCUUACUAGACCUGUCCUGUUCUGACACCUUCUCUGUUCACUUGGAGAUUUUUGUUUUGGGACCUCCAUCUAUAAUGUUCCCAACCUUAAUCAUUGUAGUGUCAUAUAUUUACAUUGUGAUUUCAGUCCUAAGGAUCCCAUCCAGUACUGGUAGACAGAAAGCCUUCUCCACCUGUGGCUCCCACCUCAUUGUGGUCUCCAUUUUUUACUGGACAAUAUUUAGUGUUUAUGUUUUUCCUAAGAGAGAAAAAACUUGGGUCAGUAGUAAAAUCCUCUCUCUGCUGUAUACCGUAUUUACUCCAUUUGCUAACCCCAUUAUAUACAGUCUGAGGAAUAAAGACAUAAAGAAAGCCGUACAGCAAACAUUACAUAGAAUCCAUAGGGCAAUUCGCUCACAAUUGAAACCAAACCUAUUCCCUGAAUAUUUGCAACAGGAAUUGGUGGAAGCGAAGGAGAGACACCUGAAAACUAAAACCGCACUUCAGUUAGUACUCAACACAGAUGAAUGGAACCAGUAUGAUGCCAAUUGCACCCAGUUUCUGGAAAAAAUUUGUAUGGGGAUGAAGAGGUCAUAA